Molecule: messenger RNA, 16533 nt
Organism: Fundulus heteroclitus (mummichog)
Lineage: Eukaryota; Metazoa; Chordata; Actinopteri; Cyprinodontiformes; Fundulidae
Product: protocadherin Fat 3
Exons: 55
Coding region: 627-14957 (4776 amino acids)
Biological process (GO): homophilic cell-cell adhesion
Cellular component (GO): plasma membrane; cell-cell junction
Molecular function (GO): calcium ion binding
Source: RefSeq, a predicted model, not a curated record
CGGGAAUCGCCCGCCACCCAGCUCCAUCCGGAGAGCGUGGUCCCACAUCAGCGUCAACUGAUGCUGGCCGCUUUGAAACUUGCGAUACAGCGUCGUGGCACCGCGGUGGCCACUAGACUGUAACCUUGCAGCAAACGAUCUAGGAUUGCUAUAAGGUCAGUUUACUAUUGCUCCGCAGCCCCCUGCACCCCGGGGCGCAUCGGUCAGGUGCAAGCAACUAGGGCAAUGUUUGUUUAGUUUAAUGAUGAUGGCUGCAUCCUAGCAGUCAGCCUCCUGUAUGGAUAUUUGGUUGCAAAUAAUUUUUCGUUCUGUUUUUUUUUUAUUAUUUUGUUUGUUUGCACUCGUCUGUUUUGCGCGCUUUUCUUUAUAUUCUUUCCUAAUUUCGUCCAGGAGCAUGGAAACGGAUUUACUUUCACUGGCCGCAUCUGUUUCGUCUAAAAGGGCGAGCUUUGCUGGAGCAGCUUCAGAAUGGAAGUCGAGUGUUCCCUGUGUCUGCUGGGACCGUCGCUCAGUGAAUUCGGUGUCAGAAUGCAAACCACUGGUGCACAGCCAGAUGAGCUGUCAUUAACACACAGGAAAAAUCUAUACUCUUCAGAUGUCUUUGAUGACUCAGUGAUGGAAUAUUGAUGAAGCUUAUUCUGUGGGGAAAUAUGCUUCCUCUACCUACUUUUUUUCUUUUCUUUUGUUUUAUUUUAUACAUAUUCCUCUAUUUACCCUCCACCCACGCCCAGUUCCUAUCCACACCUAGGGCAGGACAAGGCCUGCUGCUCUUCACGCAGCCAGCCUAUAAUGCUUCAAUCUUUGAGAACUCGGCAGCAAGAACCUAUAUCAGAAGCGAGGUCAAAAUGGGCAUCGCUCUUGUGCCAUCCUGGCCUCUAGACUUGAAAUAUUCUAUUGAGUCGGGGGACAGCGACGGCAUCUUUCAAGCGGAGGAGUUUGUGAUGGGAGAUUUUUGUUUCCUGCGAAUAAGCACCAACGGAGGCAGCAGCGCCACGCUGAAUCGGGAGGUGCAGGACAAUUACACGCUGACAGUCAAGGCGUCUGCCCAUAGCGGCCUGGAGGCCUUAGCCACUAUAUUUAUCAAGGUCUUGGAUACAAAUGACCUCCGACCACUCUUUUCUCCAACCUUCUAUUCGUUUGUCGUUUCUGAAAGUGCCCCCCUGGGCACCAGCAUUGGACGAGUAACUGCCACAGAUGCUGACAUUGGCUCCAACGGGGAGUUCUACUACUUCUUCAAGAACAGAAUCGAGCUCUUUGCCGUUCAUCCAACCAGUGGGGUCGUAACCCUCACAGGUCGACCCAGGAUAGACAAAAAAGAAAGAUUUGAGCUGGAGGUGCAGGUGGUUGACAGAGGCAUGAAGCUCUAUGGGAAUAAUGGGAUCAGCAGCACCGCUCGGCUGGUCUUAACUGUGGACAGGGUUAAUGAAUUUGCUCCUGUUCUCAGUGCAGUAGCAGUCAUUCCAUCAGUGAUAGACAAGGACCUCAUCUAUGCCAUACUGACCGUGGAGGAUAAAGAUGAGGGAUUAUCCGGGGACAUAGAAUGGGUGUCCAUUAUCGAAGGAGACCCCUUUGAGCAGUUUGUCAUUGAGAGAUCAGCCUUUGGGAACAAAUAUAGGGUUAAAACAUCGGAGCUGAUCAACUGGGAAACAUAUCCCUAUGGCUGCAACUUAACUUUCCAGGCCAAAGACAGAGGUGUACCUCCAAAAUAUUCAAAUACCCAAGUUGUUCAGUUGGUGGUUACAAAGCAGGAACCGGUAAUGGGCAACUUUGAGAAAGAUGUUUAUACAGUCAAGGUGAGUGAAAUAGCUCCUCCGGGCACUAUUGUAGAGGUGGUGAAAAUUUCUCCAGCUCCUCUGAGUGUCAAUUACAGUUUCAGUAGCCUCUCCGAUCCAAUGUACUUUGAUAUAAACCCUUUGACUGGAGUUAUUAUGACCACAAGGCAGCUGACAAAGAUAUCCCAGGAGUUCAUGGAAAUAGAGGUAGUUGAUUGUAUCAGUCAGCAGCAAGCAAGGGUUCAAAUUAACAUAGAGGAUGCAAAUGAUAACUUUCCAGUGUUCAGCCAGCCGUCCUAUUAUAUUGCAAUUAAUGAGAGCUUACCCAUAGGGACCGUUGUUCUUGCGGUGUCCGCUUCGGACAGUGAUAAACGAGAAAAUGGAUAUGUAACUCACACAAUCAAUGGUGAGGAGUCUAUUCCGUUUAGUAUAGACCAGGAGACAGGGGAGCUAAGGAUCACCAGAGAUCUAGACUUUGAGUCGUCAGAGGAUAUCUAUUUUUUUGCAGUGCGAGCCUCUGACUGGGGUUCGCCCUACAGAAGAGAAACAGAGGUUAAUGUCACCAUCCGGGUGGUAAACAUCAAUGAUAAUAAGCCUGCUUUUGAGAAGAUUUCUUGCAGAGGCAUGAUAAGCCGAGACUUUCCGGUCAACCAGACCAUUGUCACUUUGUCAGCCAUAGAUAUCGAUGAGGUUGGGAUGGUCAGGUACAAGAUACUGUCAGGGAAUGAGUUAGACAAUUUUGAAUUAAACCCCGACUCGGGGGCUUUGACACUGAAAAGAUCAUUUGUAUCAGACAGUUUAAAAAAUUCGAUAUUCAACCUGAAAGUGGCUGCAACAGAUGGAGAGUUGUUCUCUGAUCCUACAUUUGUGAAUAUUUCAGUUGUGAGAGGCAGGAUGCCACCCGGCGGGUUCACCUGCAAGGAGACCAGGGUAGCUCAGUUUCUUGCAGAGAAAAUGGUCUCCAAGGCAUCUUCAAUGGCAAAACCACGAUCGGAUGACCGAUACUUAGACCUCUUCUCUACGAACAAACAAGCUCCCCAGUUUGAAGCUUUGCCUACAAGCAUCCUUGUGAGAGAGGAUCUGAGUCCUGGCUCCAGUGUUUUUCAGGUGCGAGCACGAGAUGGUGACAUCGGUUUUAAUGGCCAUGUCCUUUUUUCCAUUUACGAUGGCAACAAAGAAAACAGCUUCAAUAUCAACAUGGAGAGCGGCCUAAUAACAGUUCUGCAACCGCUUGAUCGCGAACGACAGGAUCGUUAUUUCCUAAAUAUUACCAUCUAUGAUCAGGGAAUUCCUCAGAUGUCCAACUGGAGGCUGCUGACAGUGAUCAUUGAGGACGCAAAUGACAAUAAUCCCCAAUUCUAUCAGGACACCUACUCUGCCAUUGUUUUAGAAAAUGCAGACCUUGGCAUGGAGGUUAUUACAAUUACUGCUUUUGACAGGGAUAUAGGCCAGAACGGACUAUUCUCCUUUAGAAUGCUGACCAACGUCCCGCAGUUUGGUAUCGACAGUGAAACUGGAAGUGUAUUUGUGGCAAGUCAGCUGGACAGAGAAGAAUACCCUGUGUUCAUAUUGAAGAUUGAAGUGAGAGACAAGGCCGAAAGAGGCACUCGAAGGUCAUCAGUGACUACGCUAAACAUAAUAGUGGAGGACAUCAAUGAUUGCUUGCCAGCUUUCAUCCCCAGCAGCUAUAGUGCCCGGGUGCCGGAGGACCUGCCCCCAGGGACCGUGAUUACAUGGUUGCAGGCUCAGGACCCAGAUCUUGGACCUGGCGGACAAGUACGAUAUUCCUUGAUCAGUGACUUCAAUGGCACUUUCGAGAUCAGUGCUGUGACCGGUAUACUGAGGAUUAGCAAGGAGCUGGACUUUGAGACUAAGCAGUUUUUUAACCUGAGCGUUGUUGCUGAAGACCGAGGGAUACCAAGUCUUCGGAGUGUCACAUUUGUGGAGAUUGAGGUGGCGGACGUCAAUGAAAAUCUUUAUGCCCCCUACUUCCUUGACUUUGCCGUGAAAGGCUCAGUGAAGGAGAACUCUCGCACAGGAACAAGUGUCCUGACAGUCCGAGCCAAAGACGACGACAGGGGACGAGAUGGCGUGUUGAGGUACUCGGUCCAGGGAGGCAGCGGACUGGGCACUUUCACCAUCGACGAAGACACAGGGGUGAUUUAUACUGCUGGCAACUUGGAUUGUGAAACCAAAAACUCCUACUGGCUCACUGUGUAUGCCACAGAUAGAGGGGCUGCACCCAUGUCAGCUUCGGUUGAAGUCUUCAUUCAGGUUGAAGAUGUCAAUGACAAUGCUCCACUCACCUCAGACCCUAUAUACCACCCAGUCAUCAAGGAGAACUCUCCGAAGGAUGUGUCUGUAAUUCGUAUUCAAGCACAGGACCCUGACCUGACAGCAACACCCACCCGUUUGAGUUACCGCAUCUCUGCUGGGAAUCCACAGAAUUUCUUCUCCAUUAACCCAAAAACAGGUCUGAUUACGACCACUGCGAGGAAACUGGACAGAGAGCAUCAGGCAGAGCACUUUUUAGAGGUCACAGUAAUCGACGGCCCGGUGACGACCCGCCAGAGCACCGUUUGGGUCAUAGUCCACAUCGACGAUGAAAACGACAACGCACCCACCUUCCCGGAGGUCACUUACCGCAUCAGCUUGCCUGAACGGGACCGAAACAAACGGGGCGAACCUGUGUAUCGGGUCUUUGCCUACGACCGUGACUUGGGAGCGAAUGGGAACAUCACCUACAGCAUUCUCGAUGGGAAUGGGGAUGAAAAGUUCAGCAUUGACCCCAGGACUGGUUUAGUGUCCUCAAAGAAGAUGGUCACAGCAGGCAGCUAUGACAUCCUCACUAUAAAAGCUGAGGACAGUGGUGUUCCACUGUUAUGGUCUACUGUCAAACUCCAUGUCGAAUGGAUUCGCAAACCUGUCCCCUCGCCCAUGCCCCUGCUCUUCACCCAGAGGUCCUACAAUUUCUCACUUGCAGAGACAACUGCAGUUGCUCAGCCGGUGGGAGUGGUGGCAAUCAGUCAGUCAGCCACGCCUGUCUGGUUUAGUAUUGUUGGCGGCCGGCUUGCCAGAGAAAUGUUCUACAUUCCACAGAAUGAGUGCGGACGAAACUGCUCUCUCGACACAGGAAGCUUUGACAUGCAGUUCGACCUUCAAGUCGGGGUGGGGACCCUUGUCGUAGCCAAGCCCCUGGAUGCAGAAGUUCAGUCGGUGUACAACAUGACUGUACAGGUGACAGAUGGGACCAACUUUGCAACAACACAGGUAUUCAUACGAGUACAAGACAGCAACGACAACCCUCCGGUCUUUUCACAGCCAACUUAUGAUGUCAGUGUUUCUGAGGAUGCGCCAUCCGACUUUGAGCUGCUGCGGCUCAGGGCGUCGGACAUGGACGAGCGCGCCCGUUUGAGCUUUUCUAUCCACGGCAGCGUCGACCCCGCGAGUAUGAGACUGUUCAGGGUCAACCCUGGCACAGGGGUUGUUUACACCGCGGACAGACUGGACUAUGAGUCCAGAACUCAGCACAUCCUUACUAUUAUGGUUAAGGAUCAGGAGUUUCCAUUUAACCGUGACCUGGCUCGAAUCCUUGUAGCGGUGGAGGAUACUAAUGACAACGUCCCGUACUUUCCAAACACCGUUUACGAUGCUGUAGCCUAUGAGACUUUUCCUGUAGGUACUUCAGUGGUGAAGGUCACAGCACUUGACAAAGACAAUGGAAUUAAUGGACAACUCACAUAUACUAUUGAAGCAGGAAACACAGGGGGUGUGUUUGCUGUAAAUGAUACCACAGGCCUUAUCUUCAUUGCAAAGGACCUGGACGUCACCUCUGUGGGCUUCUACACCCUAACUGUGCGGGCCAUGGACAGCGGCUUUCCUCCAUUAAUGGCCACAGCUUCAGUCCGAAUUUCCAUGAUGCUCUCCGACUUCUCCAAACCUAAAUUUGCUCAAAAGGAGUAUCAGGCUGAGAUAAUGGAGAACAGCAAAGUAGGAACAUAUGUGACCACAGUCAAAGCUCUGAGUCGCUCACCACUAAUCUAUGACAUCAUCAGAGGCAACGAGGAGCGCUGCUUCUUUAUUAACCAUCACACCGGCGUAAUUACAACUCGUAAACCGCUUGACUUUGAGCAAAUAGCAUCGUUCUUUCUGAUGGUGCGUGUCCUGAGUAUGGCAGGACUGGAGGCCAGCACCAGCGUCGUCAUCCAAGUGGUGGAUGUCAAUGAUUGUUCACCUGAAUUUCAGCAAAUCAGGUAUAUGGGCACAGUUAGUGAAGCUGCUCCAGUCAACAGUGUUGUCCUGGGAGAGGACAAUAACCCCUUGGUUAUCCAGGCCACAGAUAAGGAUCGCAAUCACAAUGCCCUGUUAGUGUUCCAUAUCAUAGAAGAGACUGCUCGUAUGUAUUUCAGUGUGGACUCUGGAACAGGAUCUAUUCGAACCAUCGCCAGUUUGGACUACGAAACCUAUCCCGAGUUCAACUUUCGGGUUCACGUUGAAGACAGUGGUCAACCAUCUAAGAGUGCAGACGCUCCGGCAGAGGUGACAAUAAAGGUGAUCAACAUCAACGACUCACCCCCAAAGUUUUCUCAGGACAUUUACGAGACAGUCCUUCUGCUGCCGACAUAUGUGGGAGUUGAAGUCCUCCGGGUUGAGGCUUUAGACCCUGAUAUGAGUACUGACCAAAAAAAAUCUGUCACGCCCAAGCUAGCCUAUUCCCUGUUGGACAACAGUGUGGAGUACUUUACAGUGCAGCGCUAUACUGGAGUUGUGACUGUCACCAACCCGAACCUCAGCAAAGAUCGUUAUCGCUUCAGUGUAAAGGUCUGGGAUGGACGUUUUUCCAGCACUGCGUCCAUCACGGUGCUCGUGAGAGAAGCAGUCGACAGCGGCCUUCUCUUCACCCGCCCCGUGUAUUCGGCCUCCAUCCCAGAGAACAAAGCCAAUGUGACGUUAGUGACUGUUGUAAACACAGUCGGCCAUCGCCUCAACGAGCCACUGAAGUACACUCUGCUAAACCCUGGUGGACGGUUCACCAUCCGACCUACGUGUGGAGUGGUGCUCACCACCGGGGUGCCUUUUGACCGCGAGGAAAUGGAAAGCUACGAGCUGGUGGUGGAAGUCAGCAGAGAAGAUGAGAUUCUAAGAGUGGCGAGGGUGACUGUGCAAGUACAGGUUGAAGACAUGAAUGACAACGCUCCAGAGUUUGUGAACCUGCCCUACUAUGCAGCAGUGCAGGUGGAAGCAGAGCCAGAAUCCGCCAUCUUCAGGGUCUCCGCUGUUGAUCGAGACUUUGACCUGAAUGGAGAAGUAACGUACAGCAUAAAGACACAGCACAAGAACUUUGAGGUGAAUCCGAUGACAGGAGAGCUGGUCUUAAAAAGAGCUUUUGAAGCAGACCUAUCCAAUGCAGAGUACAGGUUGAUUAUCAUUGCGACUGAUGCUGGAUCCCCUCGACUGUCCAGCGAGGUGGAGCUGCCAGUUACAGUCGUAAACAAAGCCAUGCCUGUGUUUGACAAGCCUUUCUACGGCGUAACAGUCAGAGAGGAUGUGGAAGUGUCUACAUCCGUUCUGGGCAUCAAUGCAAGCAGCCCAGAGGGCCAGGACAUCAUCUUCACCAUCACGGACGGGGACCCCUCCUUUCAGUUUGACAUCGGCUUCGAUACGGGAAUCAUCAGCGUGAGAUACCAGUUAGACUAUGAGACCACGCAGUACUACCGCCUGACAGUGAAAGCUACAGAUACCUUGACAGGGGCAAAGUCUGAAGUUGAUGUAGACAUCGUGGUACUGGAUGUGAACGACAACCCACCACUUUUUCAGAACGCCUCGUACUCCGCUGUCCUGUCUGAGAACUCCAUGAUUGGAACAUCUGUGCUACAGGUCUUUGCGCCAGACCAGGACUCGGAGAACAACGGCGUAGUGACUUACCAGAUCCUGUCUGACAUCUACAACAGCACGGACUACUUCCAAAUUGACAGCAGCAGGGGAUUGGUAUUCACAUCACGCAUGCUUGACUAUGAGCUCAUGCAGCGCCACAACUUCAUUGUCAGGGCGACAGACAGUGGAGAUCCUGCCCUCAGCACUGAUGUUAGUGUCACUGUGGUUGUAACUGACACAAACGACAACCCCCCUAAUUUCAGCCAAGCGGUGUACGAGGCUUUUGUCAGCGACCUGGCUCCCAGAGGGCACUUUGUGACUUGCCUACAGGCGUCAGAUGCUGACAUUUGUGAUGCUCAGAGGCUGAGGUAUAGUAUUCUCUCAGGCAAUGAGAAAAUGACUUUCAUGAUGGAACCAGAUACAGGGGUGCUUCGUCUGUCUAACAAGAGGAGACAAGGCAUGAAACUCUUCUAUCAACUCAAUGUGUCUGUGUCAGAUGGAGUCUUCACCAAUACUGCCCAGGUAACGGUACGCGUCCUGGGGGCCAAUCUGUACAGCCCGGUAUUCAGUCAGAGGUUUUACCUGGCUGAAGUUCUGGAAAAUUCACCUCCAGGAACUAAAGUCAUCCAAGUUUCAGCAACAGAUGAGGACUCUGGGUUGAAUGGUCAAAUAACCUACUCGUUCAUCAAUGACCUUGGGAAAAGCAAGUUCAACAUCGAUGCAGACGGAGUCAUAUCCGCGCUUCAGAAACUGGACCGAGAAAAUCCUAUGAACAAAGACAUGGUGCUGACAGUAAUGGCGUUGGAUGGGGGAGGCCGUGCAUCAUUUUGCUCUGUGCGAGUGGUCCUGGCAGACGAAAAUGACAACGCCCCACAGUUCAGAGCCACAGAGUACCGUUUGAGCAUUAAAGCUAAUGUUGCCAAAGGUUCUCUUGUCACACAGAUUCAGGCCACUGACCCUGAUGCCGGCUCUAAUGGAAGGAUAACCUACUCCCUUUAUAGUGAGGCCCGUCUGUCACUGGUUGAUGUUCUGGAGGUGGAGCCAGACAGCGGUUGGAUGAUGACUAAGAGCGCUGUCGACCACCUUCAAGGAACAGUCCUGUCCUUCUUCGUCAAAGCCACGGACUGCGGCUCCACUCCCAAGCACUCCUUGGUGUCAGCCUUCAUUCAAGUCGUCCCCCCAGAUUCUUUCAUCCCCUCGUUUAGCCAGCCUCAGUAUUCCUUCACCAUUCCCGAGAACACCGCAGUAGGAACGGUGCUGGGCUCCGUGUACACGGGCCCUGGUCAGACCGGGUUCUUCGCCGCUGUCCCCGGAGAGACAAUCGACAGCAACCAGGGGGCAACCUUUCAGGUGGAGAAAGAGACAGGUCUCAUCCGCCUGCUGAAGCCAUUAGACUACGAGGAAGUCAGCAGCUUCAGGUUUAAGGUUGCAACGACGGCAAGAAAAGACUUGAUCGAGACCAUGUCGACCGUGGACCUGGAAGUUAAGAUACUAGAUGUGAAUGACAACAAGCCAGAGUUUGAAACCAAUACCUAUGUAGCCACAGUGAUGGAAGGAAUGCCAUCAGGGACAAGAGUGAUUCAAGUGCGUGCUCUUGAUCCAGACUGGGGCUCUAAUGGACAGGUAACUUACAGCCUUGGACUACUGCUCACCUACAAUCCGGACCUAGUGAAGGAGGAUUUGUCCCUCGCCGGCCCAAUCACCACCGGUUCUAUUUUUGCCAUCGAUAGUAAAACGGGCUGGAUCACCACUGUGGCUGAGAUAGACCACGAGACCUGCUCCAGUUACAGCUUCGAAGUAGUGGCCUCUGAUCUGGCUGAGUCACAGCCUCUCUCCUCCACCACGGUGGUAACCAUCACCGUGUCGGACGUUAAUGACAACCCGCCGAGGUUCGAGAGGGAGUUCUACAGAGGUGCCGUGAAGGAGAGCGAUCCGCUCGGUGAAGUCGUGGCUGUUCUAAGAACCAAAGACCGGGAUGGCACCGAUCAAAACCGCCUUGUCAGCUUUUACAUUACAGGGGGAAAUCAGCGAGGAGUGUUUGGGCUCACUCUUGUGCAGGGGGAGUGGAAGGUUUAUGUUAGUGGCCUGCUGGAUCGUGAGCAGCAGGACUGGUAUCUGCUCAACAUCACAGCCAGUGAUGGUCUGUAUGUCGCUCAUACAGCAGUGGAGGUAACCGUGAUGGAUGCCAAUGACAACAGUCCCAUAUGCAACCAGGCUGUGUAUGGUGCCUCUUUUCCUGAGGACAUUCCAGUUAACAAGGGCAUUCUGACGGUUGGUGCAACAGAUGCUGACUCAGGCUCCAGUGCUGAGAUCCAGUAUUCACUGUUUGGCAUUGGAGUGGAAGAUUUCUAUAUGGAUGCCAACACUGGUGAAUUGCGAACUGCCACCGUGAUGGACAGAGAAACAACACUCUCCUACAAACUCAUUGCUCAGGCUACCGAUGGGGGAGGGCUGUUCUGUCGAUCUGACAUUUCUCUCAAAGUGAUGGACGUGAAUGACAAUGCCCCCGCAUUCUCGACAACUCAUUACCUGGCCAGUGUGUAUGAGAAUGCCUCCCCCAAGGCCUUGCUUACUCGCCUGCAAGCCAGUGACCCUGAUGAAGGUCUGAACCGUACAGUUGUCUAUUCUCUGGUGGAUUCAUUUGAUGGGAUAUUUUCCAUUGAUCCGGUUACUGGAAUAGUGAUCCUGGAGAGACUCCUGGACAGAGAGAGCCGGGAUUCCUACCGCAUUCGUGUUCAGGCUACAGAUCGGGCCGGCCAAGCAGGGGCGCUGUCCUCACAGGUUGAUUUGACCAUUUUGGUCCUGGAUGUGAAUGACAAUGCUCCAGUUUUCCAGAGAAGAGACUAUGCUGUCACCGUCCCCGAGGAUGUCGCUGUGGGAACCGAGGUGCUGCGCGUGCUGGCAACGAGCGCCGACAUUGGGCCUAAUGCUGAGAUCACUUACAUGUUCAGGUCCGGCAACGAGUUGGGAAAGUUCAGCAUAGACAGAAAACUGGGCUCAAUUUCAGUGGCUGAUGACUUGGACUUUGAGGUAUGCAAGGACUUCUACAUCACUGUGGAGGCCUGGGACAAUGGGAACCCUCCUCUUAGCACCGCUACGAUGAUUGUCAUCGAACUCAUGGAUGUCAAUGACAACGCUCCGAUGUUCGAUCAGGACAUCUACAAUGUUCUGAUCAGCGAGGAUGCAUCUAUUGGGCAGACCGUCACAAGGGUGUUUGCCGAAGACCUGGACAGCCAAGUGAACGGAAGAAUUACCUACUCAAUUCUGAAAGGCGAUCGAACCAACCACUUCUGGAUUGAUCCUGUGACAGGACUGCUUAAAGUCAAUAAGAGACUUGACAGAGAACUAGUAUCCAGGUACACUUUAUCUGUACAGGCCUUUGACAGCGGCUCUCCUGCCAUGUCCUCCACCGUCGCCGUUAACAUCGACAUCUCUGAUGUUAACGACAACCCCCCUGUCUUCACCCCUCCCAACUCCACAGCCAUUAUACAGCUUAACCAGGCUGCUGGCACCACUUUGCUGACGCUGUCAGUCAGUGAUAAAGACUCCCCUAGAAAUGGUGCUCCCUUUGUGUUUCGCAUAGUGGCAGGAAAUGAAGGUAGUUUCUUUCGUUUGGACCAGACUGGAUCUCUAAAGUCCAACCGUGUGUUUGGUCCUGAAGCACCCAGAGAAUUCAUACUUGAAAUUCAGGCGAGUGACUCGGGUAAGCCGAGUCUUACCUCUUCUUCCUGGGUGUUUCUGAGAGUCAUCGGGAACAGUCAGUACAAACCCAUGGUCUCCCCCCUGGAGAUCUACAUCGCCAUGGCUACGGAUACGUUCCCGGGCGGUCCGGUCGGUCAGAUCUAUGCCACAGACCGCGACCCCAACGACGUCCUGUCGUUUACCCACAAGCCUCAGCCAAAGAGCAUGUUUAAGAUCAACAGACAAGAUGGCAGCGUUGUAGCUCUGCCAGGCCUGGAACCCGGGAGAUACCAAAUGAACGCGACGGUCAGUGAUGGACGAUUUGCUGUCAUAGCUGACGUGUCUGUCCAGGUUGAACAGGUGACGGAGGUUUUGCUGCGGAGUGCCCUGACCUUGCGUUUCAGCUCCGUCUCGUGGGAGGAAUUACUGGGACGGUACCUGAACCAGAUCAAAGUAACUAUACGGGCGAUCGCUGGCUGGAAAUGGUUACCGGGCCAGCAGGAUCCUCUCCACAUACUUGGCGUGCAGCCAGUGACGGGGACGUCUGAUAUCAGUCUGAUUCUGGCAGUGGAGAGACCCGAGACUUUAGGCGGUGGACGGAUGGAGGGGUUCUACUCUCAGCAGGAGCUGGCAGCGAAGCUGGAGGAAGCAGCAGCACGGGGUCAGAUGCGGGGGGCCCUCGCUGGAGCGGUUUUGGUCGGCGGCGCCUGUUCUGGGAAGCUGGAUUGUGGGGACCGGGUGUGUAAAAACAUGCUGGUGAUGGAGGGCGGUUCGCCUGUCACCUACAACACAGAGAGGAUCAGCUUGGUGUUGCCCAGGUUCGGACGCACAGAGACUUGCACUUGUCCAGGGGGGACGUGUCCAACCCCUGUAGAACUUUGUGAAGGACAGUCUUGUCCAGAAGACAUGCAGUGCGUCCUUUCUGGUCCAACAACGCCAUCUGUCUGCCAGUGUCAGCCUGAGAGAUUGGAUGAGUGUGCAGGUCAGACAUCGCUGAGUUUCUCUGGAAACAGCUACAUCAAGUACAGAGUGACAGAGAGGCUCCAGAGUGGAGAGAUGAGGCUAGGCCUCAGGGUUAGAACACUUCAAAGAAGAGGAGUCAUUAUGUUCACUCGUGUUAACCCUUGCACUAUGCUAAAGAUCGAGGGGGGUCGGCUGUGGUUCCAGCUGGACUGCGACAACACCCUCGGCAUUAUGGGCAUCUCGGACAGACCAAUAAAUGACGGCCUAUGGCAUUCAGUUGCUCUAGAGCUGACCAGAAACUACACCCUUCUGUCAGUGGAUGACAGCUAUGUGGAACGUCGCAGAGCAGCACGGGCCCCUGUCCGUCUCUGGCCAAUAGCUCCUGAUUCCUCGUUUUUCUUCGGGGCACAAGUGAGGCUGCAGAGCGGGCCAGGUGAGAGGCCCAUUUUUGGACCCGAGGAGAGCAUGGGAGGAGGGCCAGAACUCAGAGAGCGUUCAGUGAGCGGCGCCGCGAGAGCCCAGGACGGCUUCCAAGGUUGCCUGGGGUCGCUGAUGCUGAACGGUAAUGAGCUGCCCCUCCAAAAUAAGAGGAGCCGUUACGCCGAGAUAGCCGGGCUCAGCGAGGUCAAGCUGGGCUGUGUUCUUUAUCCAGAUCCGUGCAUCAGCCAGCCAUGUCUCAAUGGAGCCAUCUGCAGCAGCCUGCCAUUUGGAGGCUUCAUGUGCAGUUGCAGCAGUGGAUUCACUGGGGGGCGCUGUGAAGUUGAACUAACAUCUUGCAUGCCAAACCCAUGCCAGAAUGGUGGAGAAUGCAAGGCUGUUGGCAACGCAUUCCUCUGUGGCUGUCCGAGAGGACUCAGGGGACUUAUAUGUGACGAGGAUGUAAACGAGUGCGACCAGGACAACUGUGGCAGCAGAGGAGAGUGUGUCAACACGUUCGGUUCGUUCUAUUGCAACUGCUCAGAUGGAUACGACGACCAGUUCUGUGACGACCAGGUCCCUGAGGAUGACAUGCAGGCCGAGCCGCUGUCUUAUGUUGGACCAGGGGAAUUAAUAGGCAUCGGAGUGCUUGCCUUUGUCAUCAUUUUCCUCCUCAUACUCUUCAUCGCCUUCAGGAAGAAAAUCAAAUUCCGGAAAGACUCUGACCCAGGUCCGGGGACUCAGGCUGCUCUGGGCAUCUCGACUGUUUCCUCAGAAGCAAGCUACAUGCUACACAAGACUGGAAUGGGGAUCGAGGGGAUUGAGUUUAAAGCCGUGCGUGUGCCAGGCUCACAGGCGUCCACGGGGACUUAUGGUGAGGUUGGAGGCUGCAGUGGAGGUCCUCCCCAGGUCAUGGUGCGUCCUACUGCCCACUCAGUCCCUCCAGGAACCGACAGGACCACUUCCAGUGAAAGCAGUCAGAUGAGCACCUUCCUCUCAGACAUGUCUAAUGUCCGGGGUAUGGCUAACAGGAGAGGCAUUGCAGUGUGCAGCGUGGCACCCAAUCUCCCCUCGGCAUCGGCCCAUCGCCCAGAGCACAAUCCAGCCCACAAAGUGUCAUGGGAGGGCAAAGAAACCAGAGAGAAAGGCCUGGAGAGGCACAGAGACGAGAGGGAGGAAGAGUGGGGGCAGAGGGCUUUUGAGCUGGAGAGGACCCAGAGGGAUAACAGUCCGCAGGAGCUGGUGGAGGAAGAAGUGGCAUGUCUCUCAGACUCCACCUCUGAAGAGCGCUCCCUCAGUUCCUACACCUCUGAGUCGGUUGAUGACAAUGCAUCCAUAGUCACAGUCAUACGUCUAGUCAAUGAUGCUGUUGAUGAUAUUGAAAGUGAAGUGUCAAACAUGGACAAAGAGCAGCAGUGGAACAGCCCGGCAAGGCACCACCUGCAGAGCAAGGAUGAGAUUUGUUUAGAGUUCAUCAAAGAGUACACUUUGGAUUCAUACCAGUGGGAGACUUCCUUUCAAAGUCUGAGCUGGCUGUCACCGUCGCGGCUACAUCCGCCAGAGGUGGGUUCCCAUUGCAACCUCGGUGACGCCCAGCAGAACAUCAGACGUGGAGGCAGCACACGCUCUCUCCAGCUCGACUCCCGAAUGAUGAGCUGUAGUGGUGACAGAGGCCACGAAUGGGACCCGGAGAACAGGCGGAGGACCUUCCAGUGGGAGAGGAAUCAGUCCGGCGAGUGGGAGAGGAGACACACUCCCCACAGAGAAGGAAAGAGGAGGCACGAAGGGGAAGGGAAUAAGACGGAGAUGAGAAGCAGGGAGGUGACAGUUCACCACAGAGAACAUCUGCAGCUGUAUGACCACGAUGGUGUCGAAGACAGCUCCUCGCCUAUUUACGAGGAGUACAGAGAGGAUAGCCAUGACCCCGAGCCAAAUGAAGACUCGGAGAGUCUUUAUGACACUCUACCCCCAACUCGGCGAGCCUACGAGGGAUAUCCGUCAAGCCCACCGGGCCUCAACUUGCACCCGGCUCAGCUGAUGCCCCCUUUGAGGGCCUGGGAUUUACAGGAAGAGCAAUGGAGGGGAUCACUGGAUGAACAGGAGAGACGCGGCUCUGCCGGUCUGACUGGUUCUGGAGACGAGCUAGAGAGACUGCUGAACCUGGUGUCACUGAGAGCCAGGAGAGCUACGCGGACAAAUAGAACCUCCACCGGAUCCGAGCCCACAACAAGCUGGGACGGGUGCAAAUGAACCAUUAAGCAGACGGUUUAAAGCGUAUUUAAAGCAUUUAUUAAUCCUUCAUAAUUAACAAAGAGGCAGUGAUUCUCUCUGACUUUACUUUGCAUUUAUAGUACAACACCUUUGCUGCAGCAUCUAAAAAUAAUUGUACAAGAAUAUAAAAAAAAAAAACACACACACAUGCCUCUAUUAUGCUUAUCCCGGUGUAAACAAGCACUAAUCCACCACCAAUCCCCAGGAUCUUCGAUAAGCUGCAGGAAUCAGAGGAAAUUCAUGUGUUCUCUUGACGCCUUCACCUGUGCCGCAUGAGAGUCGGCCGCGAUUGGCUGCGAAUCAAAGCUGUUACAUUUAUUAUUUAGAGCCACUGAAGCAGUGCGUUCGGAGCCUGUCUGUUUCUUUUUUGGGAUGAUACCGACGUAUGUCUACUUGUUGUUGUGCGCUUCGUACAUUGUCUUUCCAUCAGAUCCCACACAUGCAGCCCUACAAACAGACCCAAUCACUUUGUGAACUCAGCAUUGUAUUUCUUGGAGCUUUUAUUAUUUUCCCUGGCACAUGCGUGUGGGUUUCUCUGGGUCGUUUUGGAAAAAAAGCUCUUCACCCACGUCCUACAGACAGCCUGAGAGAUGCUAUUAAGACUGCCAACAAUGAUACGCUGGGGAUUUCUGCUUAAUCAUUCAAUUAUUCUAUGAAUAUUUAUUUGAUAACUACUCAUUUGUGAGAGCCUCUUUCAUGUACACAUCAUGGGUACAUUUUAUUAUGUAUUUUUAGUUUUUUUGCUAAGAAUUCUGGUCCACUAUCUUUCCUUGAUUUGCAUUUAUGUAUGAAAAUGAAUGCUCUCUGUCGACUGCCAUUUAAUAUUUAAUAUGUAUGAUUUGGUAAUCAGUAUAAAGUGACUCUCAAAAGCUUUCAGACUCUCCCUGAACAUGCCAUCCUAACACAACGGUGGUGGUAUCAUGCUGUGGGAAGGCUUUUCUUCAGCACUGGCUGGGAACUGGUCAGAGUUUCCUGGAAAGAUGGAUUGUGCUAAAUGCAAUGAAGACGUUCCUGACAUGUCUUCUUCCAGGAAGAGGCCGAUGGGUCACCUCCCAGCAGAACAAUGAGGUUAAACGUGCAAUGUUUUAGAUUGAAGAACAGUAUGAUGGUCCAAAGUCUAGAGCUGAAUAGAGUUCAACAUUUAAAGCAGGAAUUAAAAUCUCUGCUGUGUACACAAUCUGACUGAGCUUGAUCCUUUUUUUUUUUGGGAAAAGAAUGAGAUGACGAAACGUUUAUUCCCUAAAUGUGCAAAGCUGGUGGAGAUAAAGCCCUAAAGACAUGCAGGCUUCAUUGCUGUGAUAAGUAGCUGAGUCAGAAGGCCUUGAAUACAAAGGCCUGCCUUACUUUUAUCUUUAAGAUUAUUAGAAAGCCAUGUAUCUUUUUUUUCUUCUCUCUCUCCACAACUUUGCACUACUUUGUGCCGGUUCAUCUCAUCAAAUCCCUAGAAAACCCAUUGAAAUGUGUGAUUGUACCAUUAAAAAAUAUGAUAAUGUUCAAUAUAUACGACUACUUUUGCAAGUCACUGUGUAAUACAGGACUGUCUCAGAAAAUUAGA